GAAUAUAAACAUCAAACUGCCCCUUGGCAUUGAUCUUCUUCCAAGACAAUUUUGUUCCCGUUUUAGAAUACAUUCCCAGUUAUUCUCUUCAAUAAGAUAGAUAGCACAAUGUCUGAAACUAUGCGAGCAGUUGAUAUCAAAGAUGGCAAAGGCCAUGCUGAUGCCCUUUUCAUAAAUGAUUCGACGCCCAAGCCUACCGCUCAAUCGGGCGAGGCUAUCGUCAAAGUCAAAGCUUUCGGUCUUAACCGCAUGGAUCUUCUCCAGCGUGAAGGUCUCUAUCCUGUUCCACCACAAGCUCCCAAAACUCUUGGUGUGGAAUUCUCUGGUACGAUUGAAAGUUUAGGCACAGAUAUUAAAGAGGGCUUUAGUGUUGGAGAUGAGGUUUUUGGUUUGGCGUACGGAGGUGCAUAUGCGGAGUACCUUGCCGUGAGCACACAUAUGCUCUUAAAGAAACCGGAUCAUUUGAGCUGGGAAGAGGCAGCUGGUAUUCCUGAGACAUGGAUAACAGCUACUCAAGCUAUGUAUCUCGUCGGCGAAUUUUCCCAAGGGAAAUCCAUUCUCUGGCAUGCAGGAGCAUCAUCCGUCUCUAUCGCCGGUAUUCAACUCGCCAAGAACUCCGGCGCGUCAGCUAUCUAUGUAACGGCGGGCUCACAAGAAAAGAUCGAUUUCUGCGUUAAUGCAUUAGGAGCCACAGCAGGCUUCAACUACAAAACACAAGAUUGGGCCAAGGAAAUCACCGCUGCUACAGAUGGCAAGGGUGUUGAUAUUAUUGUUGAUUUCGUAGGAGCAAACUAUUUCCAAGGAGAUCUAGAUGUAGCAGCAAAAGAUGCGAGAAUUGUUCUUUUGGGGGUAAUGAGUGGCACAAAAUUGCCAAGUGGUGUUGAUAUGGGUGCAUUCAUUUUUAAGAGAGUCAGAUUUGAAGGAAGUACGUUGAGGAGUAGAGAUGUGGAUUAUCAAGGGAAAUUGAGGGACAAGUUGGAAGAAUACAUUCCUAAAUUUGAGGAUGGUACGUUCAAGAUUUUUGUGGACAAGGUUUUCCCGUGGGAGAAGGUGGUUGAGGCCCAUAAGGAGAUGGAGAAAAAUACUAGCAAAGGGAAGAUCAUCUGUACAAUUUCUUAGGGAGGAUGAAAUGUGUAUACCAACGCUUUCUACCUAGGUAUGUUAAGCGAUCAAAAUCAUAUUUAGUGUACGAUUAGUUUUGGGGGUUGAGGUGUCAUCGACGCACCAUACAUAGACUUGUAGAAUCACCUGAUUAUAAGCACUUGAGACAUUUUUUGCACAGGUAGAUCGUUCGCUUUCUUCAAACAAACACAGAAUCAUAGAUCAUGAAACUAAAGCUUUCCCUUCA
Botrytis cinerea B05.10 is the source of this 1348-nucleotide messenger RNA. RefSeq lists its product as hypothetical. NCBI's taxonomy places the organism in Eukaryota, Fungi, Ascomycota, Leotiomycetes, Helotiales, Sclerotiniaceae. The transcript has 3 exons. Gene Ontology annotation, molecular function: oxidoreductase activity. The record is from RefSeq and is a predicted model, not a curated record. The coding region runs from base 109 to 1119 and encodes 336 amino acids.